Wallemia mellicola CBS 633.66 is the source of this 1549-nucleotide messenger RNA. RefSeq lists its product as hypothetical. The coding region runs from base 20 to 538 and encodes 172 amino acids. Lineage: Eukaryota; Fungi; Basidiomycota; Wallemiomycetes; Wallemiales; Wallemiaceae. Gene Ontology annotation, biological process: GPI anchor biosynthetic process. The record is from RefSeq and is a predicted model, not a curated record. Gene Ontology annotation, cellular component: endoplasmic reticulum membrane. The transcript is spliced from 2 exons.
CGUCUACCCAAAUCAAUCAAUGCAUUUUAAGGUUAUUCUGGAUGGCAGACUAGAGGAGGCUUGUUCUACACUCAUACUCUCUCCGAGUUUGUAUGUAGAUUGGGAUGAGAUUACUAGGCUUGAUAACGCACAUAAGCUGGGUAGUAGAACCCCAGUGCUUUUACAAGGAAAUACAAACGUGGAAUUGCCCGAAGUAGCGCUAGAUAGCGAUGACAACAGAACUAUCGUUCAGUUCCAUACAAAUCACCAGCUGAUAGAAGUACCUGUCCAUGGUAGAUACCCUUUAGUUAAGAAAGAACCAACGAGCUACCUGGAAACAGGCGUCGUUGAGAGCACUCUGAUUAGCUCUUAUCACUCAUGUGAUACUAUACAAUCAGAUAGUCAAUAUACCAAUACAGUAUAUUUACCAACCGGAUCUAGCGAUCAUGAACAAAUUGUCGGUCGUGUUAAUGUCACAAUCACACUUCUCGCGUUUGCUUUCAUUAUUGGAAGUGUCAUUAAACAGUUCUCGCGGGGGCUUCAUGUCAAAACAGAAUAAUAUUAUGCAUAUAUUUUAGUAAUAACUAUAGUAAUACACUGAAGCACCUGAAUUAGUCCAAAUCAAGUGGUUAUACAAUCACUUAUCUGAUAAAAGGGUGGAAGGACCAAACAAUACCAUACUCCAACGUGAGAGAAUGAAUACAGUUUAGAACCCUCCGACAGUAUGUAACUGUCCGUCAAUGAUACGACAAACAACUUUCAAUGCAGUAUAUUGUUGUUGCCUGCAGAUGCAACCUCCUUGAUUAUACUGAAUUGCUGCUCUUUAGCAAAACCAAGAACAAGCGAGUUUGUUGAUAACUUUUCUAUCUCAACUAAGUGACUCCCGAAAGAUGCUGGUAGGCGAGUACGUAACUCUACACGCUUCUCACGAAGACGUGUCCAACGUAAUCUCAAAGCUGAGUAUAAAAGCUAACUCAAACAUGCUAAAGCAUUAGCUUUGCAAUUCCAGAGGCAAAAACAUUGUAAUCGAGUGUCGUAUGAGAAGUUCCCCAAACUAAUGAGCAAACAUACUCAGGAUAUCUUAUGGAACAGAACAGAAGUUCGUCUAUCAACAAAUCACGCUUCCGCGUUCAUGCCGACACUCCUUUUAGCCAUCAUUAAACCAUCUGUUAAGACGGAAGCUCAUGGAAUAUACCAGAGUCACUAGAGCGCUUUCAGACUCCAAGAUGGAGUUUGAAAGUGCUGCCAACCGACCUAAAUUGCUCGCUAAAGCAAAUAGGACAGUGAAAGAAGUGAUCAGCCAUUCAGAAAUAUGUCUGUCGCGUGAAUCUAAGGUAUUUUAAAGCUACAUGUAGGGAGAGUCAGAACGUACUUAGCCAAGCACUGGCUCUGAUGCCUACGUGAAGAGCAGACCUUAAAUCAGCAAAAUAUAAAGAAUAGACUGUAUUGAAACCAUAGGUUAGGAAAUACGCGUCUGCGCAACUUGUGAGUGACGGAGUGGCUAUUACGACUAUGAGCCCGAUUUUACUACGUCAGGCAUAGAGUGGUACACUAGAAAGCGCUGUAUUUG